Bombyx mori (domestic silkworm) is the source of this 952-nucleotide messenger RNA. RefSeq names its product hemolymph juvenile hormone binding protein (gene hJHBP). The record is from RefSeq and is marked provisional. Lineage: Eukaryota; Metazoa; Arthropoda; Insecta; Lepidoptera; Bombycidae.
GUCAGUUCCUCAUUAGGCUUCACGGGACAUCAAAAUGGCUUCUUUGAAAGUAUUCCUGGUUUUUGUGUUUGCUAGAUACGUGGCUUCCGAUGGAGAUGCUCUUCUAAAACCCUGCAAACUUGGUGACAUGCAAUGCCUUAGCAGUGCGACAGAGCAGUUUUUGGAGAAAACCAGUAAAGGGAUACCACAAUACGACAUAUGGCCUAUCGAUCCACUAGUUGUGACGUCAUUGGAUGUAAUUGCUCCCAGCGAUGCGGGAAUCGUGAUACGCUUCAAAAAUUUAAACAUCACGGGUUUAAAGAACCAGCAAAUAUCUGAUUUCCAAAUGGACACUAAAGCGAAAACGGUGCUGCUGAAGACGAAAGCCGAUUUACAUAUUGUUGGGGACAUUGUAAUCGAGUUGACCGAACAAUCGAAGUCCUUCACAGGACUUUACACGGCCGAUACAAAUGUCAUUGGAGCUGUCAGGUAUGGCUACAAUUUAAAAAAUGAUGAUAACGGAGUUCAACAUUUUGAAGUCCAGCCGGAAACGUUUACGUGUGAAAGCAUUGGAGAGCCGAAGAUUACUCUCAGUUCAGAUUUGAGUAGCGCAUUGGAAAAAGAUUCCGGUAAUAAUUCCUUGGAACCCGAUAUGGAACCUUUGAAAACGUUAAGACAAGCAGCUAUUUGUAAAAUAGCUGAAGCGUGCUAUAUCAGUGUCGUGCACAACAUUAGAGCUUCGGCCAAAAUCUUACCCGCGUCAAGCUUCUUCGAAAAUCUUAAUUAAGUUUUAAGAAUUGUUUAUUAGACUCCACUUUCGUAUAAUUUGUGAUUUUAAUAUUCAUUUAUAAUCUAGCCUUUAUAUAAAAAAUACGGUUUAUUAUUUUCACUUCUCGUGAUUCUGUAGAAUUAAAAUUAGGAUCUCUAACGGUAUUUUUUAUGGAUACAAUAAACAUAAUUUACACUAAGUUUA